CUCUCCUCUGUCUUUCUGAGCCGGCGACUCCUUCCCUCCACCGCCGCCUCCGCCUCCGCCUCCCUUGCUACCUCCUGUCGUCACCUGCCGUCGCGCCGUCUUGCCCGUUGCUUCGCUGUGUCGUGCGGAGUCUUGACUACCCGGUGUGACCAUGGAUGGCGCAAACAAUGGUGAACCACAAAAUCAGAAGCAUGAUGAACUUACAGAGUCACUCAAUGAUCUCUUUAGCAGCAUUAGCACAAUGAUCAAAUCGGAGCUUCAGGGGACUAAUAAUCAACUUGAGUUAUUAGAGAAGAUGAAUGUGAGGGUUGCGGAAGAGUACAAAGGUUACGGCGACUUAGCUUCAGGGUUGAGGGUUUUUGUGGAGCAGUUGAAAUGCAAGAGUGGUAGCUUCAACGAAUAUGUUGAGCAGAUUGAUGCCAUAGAGAAGCAAGUAACUGAAUUUGAAGUUGUGGUCUCUAUGCUUGACAAAUAUGUGUGUCUGUUGGAAUCAAGAGUGCAGUCUGUGUACCAAACUAGGCUUCAUCCUCCUUCUAAUAAUUAGAUAAUAUAAAUAUGUAUAGAUUUGAUUUGGUAACUUGCUUACACAGUGAUUUUGAGUGUUUUAUCUUGUGUUAACCAGUUAAAGACUGAGAGGUUGUAUUGUAUUCCCUUAAUACCGGUGCUAGUAUAUUUUCCAUGAAGUAAUUUCAUUACAAAUUAAUUACUUUCA
Molecule: messenger RNA, 712 nt
Organism: Arachis ipaensis
Lineage: Eukaryota; Viridiplantae; Streptophyta; Magnoliopsida; Fabales; Fabaceae
Source: RefSeq, a predicted model, not a curated record